CCAGACGACACUGAGGCUGAUGGUGAGGCUGAUGCAGAAGAUGAUUCAGUCGAUGAAGUGACAACGGAAAACAUACGACCAAGACCACAAGGAUCCUCUCCAGUAUAUGAGUACUGCAUAGAAGACGAGUAUUUUAAUAAAAAACUUCAGCAAGAUCUAGAGAACAGACAAAGAAGAGCUUCUUCCAUCAAAAUGAGCGAUUCACAGGAGUCCAUGGAGGUGACUCUGCACACAGAAAUCGAAUCUGGCGCCAGUGGAUUUAGUGUGGCUGGUGGCGGAAACGAAGGGAUAUUUGUGAAGAAGGUACUCAAGGAGUCCCCAGCAUCAAAGCUAUUCAGUCUGAGAGAAGGUGACCAGCUCUUGAGCGCCACGAUAUUUUUUGAUAAUGUCAAGUAUGAAGAUGCCCUCAAGAUUUUACAGUAUUCCGAGCCGUACAAAGUGCAGUUCAGCCUCAAAAGAAAGCUCAGUGAAAAGGAGGAUCUGGACACGAUACAUUCUUCGACGCUAUCCAAAAAGGAAAAAUUAAGCCAGGGAAAGGAAACUCUGGAAGUAUCAGAAAAGACCAUCACCGAAGAAGACAAAGCCACUUUGAUUGUAAAACAAAGAGUGGGAAGACAAAAACGACCAAAGAAGGAUAGACUCUCCUGGCCAAAAUUCCAGUCAAUCACCGGUAAAAAGAUUUUGGGACACAGAAGAUCUCGUAGCACAUCAGAUGCUUAUGAGCAUGCUAUUCCAGAUGUCUCACCAACCAGCACAGACACUGAAUUUGUGCCAGAAGAAAUACAUGCUAAAGUUAAAAAAGGAAGUCAAAAGAAAUUAAAAUUCCCUAGCAUUGGAUUUAAGAUGUACAGAACUAAGCAAGAGAUAGAAGAGAAGACUAAAUUGGAAGGAAAAGCAUGGACGGAGUAUGAAUACAGGAAAGCUGCUGUUGAGGGGGAAAUCACCGUACCUUCCGUAGAGGUUGAGCACCCCACAGCCAAACUGAAAGGAGAAAUAACUGUACCGUCCAUCGAGACUGUCAAAAUGCCCAAGAUGAAGGGGCCCCCGAUGGGCGUCACCCCCUCGAAAGUCGAGGGAGAUGUGAAACAUCUGGAAGGAGAAGUUUCCGUCACAGUGCCCAAAGCAGAAGGGAGCGUUGAGGGAGGCGGUAUGCAGAUAAACAUGCCAAAAUUCAAAAUGCCCAGCAUGGGCUUCUCCAAACCAGACAUCAAAGGCCCGAAAGUAGACUUAGACCUCAGCCCGCCAAAGGUUGACGUCACUCGUCCCUACGCUGACGUCAGUAUAUCCAAAACUAAACUGAAAACAGGAGAACUUGCGGCCGACAUCAGCAUCUCAGCUCCUGAAGUCAAGAUCCCAACAGAGCAGGCCUCCUUGGAACUCAAGGCACCAGAAUUCCAAAUCCAGGUACCGUCAGCUGAGUUAGCUAUGGAGGUCAGCGAGGCGAAGAUUGAGGGCAUAGAUGGCAAGUUCAAGAUGCCUAAAUUCCAGAUGCCAAAGUUUGGCAUUUCCCUUCCCAAAGGGAAAGACGCUGUCGAGGGAGAAAUCACCGUACCUUCCGUAGAGGCUGAGCUCCCCACAGCCGAACUGAAAGGCAAAGUAACAGUACCGUCCGUCGAGACUGGCCUAAAGGUGUCAGGACCCCAGAUUGAGGCCCCGAGCGUGCAAGUGGAGGUCGGUGAGAAGGGCAAAAUCAAAAUGCCAGAUGUCAAGAUGCCGAGUGUCAAAAUGCCCAAGAUGAAGGGCCCCCAGGGGGGCGUCACCCUCUCGAAGGUCGAGGGAGACGUGUCACUACCUAAAGUAGAAGCUAAAUUACCGGAAGGGGAAGUCUCCGUCAAAGUGCCCAAAGCGGAAGGCAGCGUUGAGGGAGGCGGGAUGCAGAUACACAUGCCAAAAUUCAAAAUGCCCAGCAUGGGCUUCUCCAAACCAGACAUCAAAGGCCCCAAAGUAGACUUAGACCUCAGCGCGCCAAAGGUUGACGUCACUCUUCCCUCCGCUGACGUCAGUAUCUCCAAACCUGAACUGAAAACAGGAGAACUUGCGGCCGACAUCAGCGUCUCAGCUCCUGAAGUCAAGAUCCCAACAGAGCAGGCUUCCUUGGAACUCAAGGCACCAGAAUUCCAAAUCCAGGUACCGUCAGCUGAGUUAGCUGUGGAGGGCGGCGAGGCGAAGCUUGAGGGCAUGGAUGGCAAGUUCAAGAUGCCUAAAUUCCAGAUGCCAAAGUUUGGCAUUUCCCUUCCCAAAGGGAAAGCCGGUGUCGAGGGAGAAAUCACCGUACCUUCCGUAGAGGCUGAGCUCCCCACAGCCGAACUGAAAGGCAAAGUAACAGUACCGUCCGUCGAGACUGGCCUAAAGGUGUCAGGACCCCAGAUUGAGGCCCCGAGCGUGCAAGUGGAGGUCGGUGAGAAGGGCAAAAUCAAAAUGCCAGAUGUCAAGAUGCCGAGUGUCAAAAUGCCCAAGAUGAAGGGCCCCCAGGGGGGCGUCACCCUCUCGAAGGUCGAGGGAGACGUGUCACUUCCUAAAGUAGAAGCUAAAUUACCGGAAGGGGAAGUCUCCGUCAAAGUGCCCAAAGCGGAAGGCAGCGUUGAGGGAGGCGGGAUGCAGAUACACAUGCCAAAAUUCAAAAUGCCCAGCAUGGGCUUCUCCAAACCAGACAUCAAAGGCCCGAAAGUAGACUUAGACCUCAGCGCGCCAAAGGUUGACGUCACUCGUCCCUCCGCUGACGUCAGUAUCUCCAAACCUGAACUGAAAACAGGAGAACUUGCGGCCGACAUCAGCGUCUCAGCUCCUGAAGUCAAGAUCCCAACAGAGCAGGCCUCCUUGGAACUCAAGGCACCAGAAUUCCAAAUCCAGGUACCGUCAGCUGAGUUAGCUGUGGAGGGCGGCGAGGCGAAGCUUGAGGGCAUGGAUGGCAAGUUCAAGAUGCCUAAAUUCCAGAUGCCAAAGUUUGGCAUUUCCCUUCCCAAAGGGAAAGCCGCUGUCGAGGGAGAAAUCACCGUACCUUCCGUAGAGGCUGAGCUCCCCACAGCCGAACUGAAAGGCAAAGUAACAGCACCGUCCGUCGAGACUGGCCUAAAGGUGUCAGGACCCCAGAUUGAGGCCCCGAGCGUGCAAGUGGAGGUCGGUGAGAAGGGCAAAAUCAAAAUGCCAGAUGUCAAGAUGCCGAGUGUCAAAAUGCCCAAGAUGAAGGGCCCGCAGGUGGGCGUCACCCUCUCGAAGGUCGAGGGAGACGUGUCACUUCCAAAAGUAGAAGCUAAAUUACCGGAAGGGGAAGUCUCCAUCAAAGUGCCCAAAGCGGAAGGCAGCGUUGAGGGAGGCGGGAUGCAGAUACACAUGCCAAAAUUCAAAAUGCCCAGCAUGGGCUUCUCCAAACCAGACAUCAAAGGCCCCAAAGUAGACUUAGACCUCAGCGCGCCAAAGGUUGACGUCACUCUUCCCUCCGCUGACGUCAGUAUCUCCAAACCUGAACUGAAAACAGGAGAACUUGCGGCCGACAUCAGCGUCUCAGCUCCUGAAGUCAAGAUCCCAACAGAGCAGGCUUCCUUGGAACUCAAGGCACCAGAAUUCCAAAUCCAGGUACCGUCAGCUGAGUUAGCUGUGGAGGGCGGCGAGGCGAAGCUUGAGGGCAUGGAUGGCAAGUUCAAGAUGCCUAAAUUCCAGAUGCCAAAGUUUGGCAUUUCCCUUCCCAAAGGGAAAGCCGCUGUCGAGGGAGAAAUCACCGUACCUUCCGUAGAGGCUGAGCUCCCCACAGCCGAACUGAAAGGCAAAGUAACAGUACCGUCCGUCGAGACUGGCCUAAAGGUGUCAGGACCCCAGAUUGAGGCCCCGAGCGUGCAAGUGGAGGUCGGUGAGAAGGGCAAAAUCAAAAUGCCAGAUGUCAAGAUGCCGAGUGUCAAAAUGCCCAAGAUGAAGGGCCCCCAGGUGGGCGUCACCCUCUCGAAGGUCGAGGGAGACGUGUCACUUCCUAAAGUAGAAGCUAAAUUACCGGAAGGGGAAGUCUCCGUCAAAGUGCCCAAAGCGGAAGGCAGCGUUGAGGGAGGCGGGAUGCAGAUACACAUGCCAAAAUUCAAAAUGCCCAGCAUGGGCUUCUCCAAACCAGACAUCAAAGGCCCGAAAGUAGACUUAGACCUCAGCGCGCCAAAGGUUGACGUCACUCUUCCCUCCGCUGACGUCAGUAUCUCCAAACCUGAACUGAAAACAGGAGAACUUGCGGCCGACAUCAGCGUCUCAGCUCCUGAAGUCAAGAUCCCAACAGAGCAGGCCUCCUUGGAACUCAAGGCACCAGAAUUCCAAAUCCAGGUACCGUCAGCUGAGUUAGCUGUGGAGGGCGGCGAGGCGAAGCUUGAGGGCAUGGAUGGCAAGUUCAAGAUGCCUAAAUUCCAGAUGCCAAAGUUUGGCAUUUCCCUUCCCAAAGGGAAAGCCGCUGUCGAGGGAGAAAUCACCGUACCUUCCGUAGAGGCUGAGCUCCCCACAGCCGAACUGAAAGGCAAAGUAACAGUACCGUCCGUCGAGACUGGCCUAAAGGUGUCAGGACCCCAGAUUGAGGCCCCGAGCGUGCAAGUGGAGGUCGAAGCUAAAUUACCGGAAGGGGACGUCUCCGUCAAAGUGCCCAAAGCGGAAGGCAGCGUUGAGGGAGGCGGGAUGCAGAUACACAUGCCAAAAUUCAAAAUGCCCAGCAUGGGCUUCUCCAAACCAGACAUCAAAGGCCCCAAAGUAGACUUAGACCUCAGCGCGCCAAAGGUUGACGUCACUCUUCCCUCCGCUGACGUCAGUAUCUCCAAACCUGAACUGAAAACAGGAGAACUUGCGGCCGACAUCAGCGUCUCAGCUCCUGAAGUCAAGAUCCCAACAGAGCAGGCCUCCUUGGAAAUCAAGGCACCAGAAUUCCAAAUCCAGGUACCGUCAGCUGAGUUAGCUGUGGAGGGCGGCGAGGCGAAGCUUGAGGGCAUGGAUGGCAAGUUCAAGAUGCCUAAAUUCCAGAUGCCAAAGUUUGGCAUUUCCCUUCCCAAAGGGAAAGCCGCUGUCGAGGGAGAAAUCACCGUACCUUCCGUAGAGGCUGAGCUCCCCACAGCCGAACUGAAAGGCAAAGUAACAGUACCGUCCGUCGAGACUGGCCUAAAGGUGUCAGGACCCCAGAUUGAGGCCCCGAGCGUGCAAGUGGAGGUCGGUGAGAAGGGCCAAAUCAAAAUGCCAGAUGUCAAGAUGCCGAGUGUCAAAAUGCCCAAGAUGAAGGGCCCCCAGGUGGGCGUCACCCUCUCGAAGGUCGAGGGAGAUGUGUCACUUCCUAAAGUAGAAGCUAAAUUACCGGAAGGGGAAGUCUCCGUCAAAGUGCCCAAAGCGGAAGGCAGCGUUGAGGGAGGCGGGAUGCAGAUACACAUGCCAAAAUUCAAAAUGCCCAGCAUGGGCUUCUCCAAACCAGACAUCAAAGGCCCGAAAGUAGACUUAGACCUCAGAGCGCCAAAGGUUGACGUCACUCGUCCCUCCGCUGACGUCAGUAUCUCCAAACCUGAACUGAAAACAGGAGAACUUGCGGCCGACAUCAGCGUCUCAGCUCCUGAAGUCAAGAUCCCAACAGAGCAGGCCUCCUUGGAACUCAAGGCACCAGAAUUCCAAAUCCAGGUACCGUCAGCUGAGUUAGCUGUGGAGGGCGGCGAGGCGAAGCUUGAGGGCAUGGAUGGCAAGUUCAAGAUGCCUAAAUUCCAGAUGCCAAAGUUUGGCAUUUCCCUUCCCAAAGGGAAAGCCGCUGUCGAGGGAGAAAUCACCGUACCUUCCGUAGAGGCUGAGCUCCCCACAGCCGAACUGAAAGGCAAAGUAACAGUACCGUCCGUCGAGACUGGCCUAAAGGUGUCAGGACCCCAGAUUGAGACCCCGAGCGUGCAAGUGGAGGUCGGUGAGAAGGGCAAAAUCAAAAUGCCAGAUGUCAAGAUGCCGAGUGUCAAAAUGCCCAAGAUGAAGGGCCCCCAGGUGGGCGUCACCCUCUCGAAGGUCGAGGGAGACGUGUCACUUCCUAAAGUAGAAGCUAAAUUACCGGAAGGGGAAGUCUCCGUCAAAGUGCCCAAAGCGGAAGGCAGCGUUGAGGGAGGCGGGAUGCAGAUACACAUGCCAAAAUUCAAAAUGCCCAGCAUGGGCUUCUCCAAACCAGACAUCAAAGGCCCGAAAGUAGACUUAGACCUCAGCGCGCCAAAGGUUGACGUCACUCGUCCCUCCGCUGACGUCAGUAUCUCCAAACCUGAACUGAAAACAGGAGAACUUGCGGCCGACAUCAGCGUCUCAGCUCCUGAAGUCAAGAUCCCAACAGAGCAGGCCUCCUUGGAACUCAAGGCACCAGAAUUCCAAAUCCAGGUACCGUCAGCUGAGUUAGCUGUGGAGGGCGGCGAGGCGAAGCUUGAGGGCAUGGAUGGCAAGUUCAAGAUGCCUAAAUUCCAGAUGCCAAAGUUUGGCAUUUCCCUUCCCAAAGGGAAAGCCGCUGUCGAGGGAGAAAUCACCGUACCUUCCGUAGAGGCUGAGCUCCCCACAGCCAAACUGAAAGGCAAAGUAACAGUACCGUCCGUCGAGACUGGCCUAAAGGUGUCAGGACCCCAGAUUGAGGCCCCGAGCGUGCAAGUGGAGGUCGGUGAGAAGGGCAAAAUCAAAAUGCCAGAUGUCAAGAUGCCGAGUGUCAAAAUGCCCAAGAUGAAGGGCCCCCAGGUGGGCGUCACCCUCUCGAAGGUCGAGGGAGACGUGUCACUUCCUAAAGUAGAAGCUAAAUUACCGGAAGGGGAAGUCUCCGUCAAAGUGCCCAAAGCGGAAGGCAGCGUUGAGGGAGGCGGGAUGCAGAUACACAUGCCAAAAUUCAAAAUGCCCAGCAUGGGCUUCUCCAAACCAGACAUCAAAGGCCCGAAAGUAGACUUAGACCUCAGCGCGCCAAAGGUUGACGUCACUCUUCCCUCCGCUGACGUCAGUAUCUCCAAACCUGAACUGAAAACAGGAGAACUUGCGGCCGACAUCAGCGUCUCAGCUCCUGAAGUCAAGAUCCCAACAGAGCAGGCCUCCUUGGAACUCAAGGCACCAGAAUUCCAAAUCCAGGUACCGUCAGCUGAGUUAGCUGUGGAGGGCGGCGAGGCGAAGCUUGAGGGCAUGGAUGGCAAGUUCAAGAUGCCUAAAUUCCAGAUGCCAAAGUUUGGCAUUUCCCUUCCCAAAGGGAAAGCCGCUGUCGAGGGAGAAAUCACCGUACCUUCCGUAGAGGCUGAGCUCCCCACAGCCGAACUGAAAGGCAAAGUAACAGUACCGUCCGUCAAGACUGGCCUAAAGGUGUCAGGACCCCAGAUUGAGGCCCCGAGCGUGCAAGUGGAGGUCGGUGAGAAGGGCCAAAUCAAAAUGCCAGAUGUCAAGAUGCCGAGUGUCAAAAUGCCCAAGAUGAAGGGCCCCCAGGUGGGCGUCACCCUCUCGAAGGUCGAGGGAGACGUGUCACUUCCUAAAGUAGAAGCUAAAUUACAGGAAGGGGAAGUCUCCGUCAAAGUGCCCAAAGCGGAAGGCAGCGUUGAAGGAGGCGGGAUGCAGAUACACAUGCCAAAAUUCAAAAUGCCCAGCAUGGGCUUCUCCAAACCAGACAUCAAAGGCCCGAAAGUAGACUUAGACCUCAGCGCGCCAAAGGUUGACGUCACUCUUCCCUCCGCUGACGUCAGUAUCUCCAAACCUGAACUGAAAACAGGAGAACUUGCGGCCGACAUCAGCGUCUCAGCUCCUGAAGUCAAGAUCCCAACAGAGCAGGCCUCCUUGGAACUCAAGGCACCAGAAUUCCAAAUCCAGGUACCGUCAGCUGAGUUAGCUGUGGAGGGCGGCGAGGCGAAGCUUGAGGGCAUGGAUGGCAAGUUCAAGAUGCCUAAAUUCCAGAUGCCAAAGUUUGGCAUUUCCCUUCCCAAAGGGAAAGCCGCUGUCGAGGGAGAAAUCACCGUACCUUCCGUAGAGGCUGAGCUCCCCACAGCCGAACUGAAAGGCAAAGUAACAGUACCGUCCGUCGAGACUGGCCUAAAGGUGUCAGGACCCCAGAUUGAGGCCCCGAGCGUGCAAGUGGAGGUCGGUGAGAAGGGCAAAAUCAAAAUGCCAGAUGUCAAGAUGCCGAGUGUCAAAAUGCCCAAGAUGAAGGGCCCCCAGGUGGGCGUCACCCUCUCGAAGGUCGAGGGAGACGUGUCACUUCCUAAAGUAGAAGCUAAAUUACCGGAAGGGGAAGUUUCCGUCAAAGUGCCCAAAGCGGAAGGCAGCGUUGAAGGAGGCGGGAUGCAGAUACACAUGCCAAAAUUCAAAAUGCCCAGCAUGGGCUUCUCCAAACCAGACAUCAAAGGCCCCAAAGUAGACUUAGACCUCAGCGCGCCAAAGGUUGACGUCACUCUUCCCUCCGCUGACGUCAGUAUCUCCAAACCUGAACUGAAAACAGGAGAACAUGCGGCCGACAUCAGCGUCUCAGCUCCUGAAGUCAAGAUCCCAACAGAGCAGGCCUCCUUGGAACUCAAGGCACCAGAAUUCCAAAUCCAGGUACCGUCAGCUGAGUUAGCUGUGGAGGGCGGCGAGGCGAAGCUUGAGGGCAUGGAUGGCAAGUUCAAGAUGCCUAAAUUCCAGAUGCCAAAGUUUGGCAUUUCCCUUCCCAAAGGGAAAGCCGCUGUCGAGGGAGAAAUCACCGUACCUUCCGUAGAGGCUGAGCUCCCCACAGCCGAACUGAAAGGCAAAGUAACAGUACCGUCCGUCGAGACUGGCCUAAAGGUGUCAGGACCCCAGAUUGAGGCCCCGAGCGUGCAAGUGGAGGUCGAAGCUAAAUUACCGGAAGGGGAAGUCUCCGUCAAAGUGCCCAAAGCAGAAGGCAGCGUUGAGGGAGGCAGGAUGCAGAUACACAUGCCAAAAUUCAAAAUGCCCAGCAUGGGCUUCUCCAAACCAGACAUCAAAGGCCCCAAAGUAGACUUAGACCUCAGCGCGCCAAAGGUUGACGUCACUCUUCCCUCCGCUGACGUCAGUAUCUCCAAACCUGAACUGAAAACAGGAGAACUUGCGGCCGACAUCAGCGUCUCAGCUCCUGAAGUCAAGAUCCCAACAGAGCAGGCCUCCUUGGAACUCAAGGCACCAGAAUUCCAAAUCCAGGUACCGUCAGCUGAGUUAGCUGUGGAGGGCGGCGAGGCGAAGCUUGAGGGCAUGGAUGGCAAGUUCAAGAUGCCUAAAUUCCAGAUGCCAAAGUUUGGCAUUUCCCUUCCCAAAGGGAAAGCCGCUGUCGAGGGAGAAAUCACCGUACCUUCCGUAGAGGCUGAGCUCCCCACAGCCAAACUGAAAGGCAAAGUAACAGUACCGUCCGUCGAGACUGGCCUAAAGGUGUCAGGACCCCAGAUUGAGGCCCCGAGCGUGCAAGUGGAGGUCGGUGAGAAGGGCAAAAUCAAAAUGCCAGAUGUCAAGAUGCCGAGUGUCAAAAUGCCCAAGAUGAAGGGCCCCCAGGUGGGCGUCACCCUCUCGAAGGUCGAGGGAGACGUGUCACUUCCUAAAGUAGAAGCUAAAUUACCGGAAGGGGAAGUUUCCGUCAAAGUGCCCAAAGCGGAAGGCAGCGUUGAGGGAGGCGGGAUGCAGAUACACAUGCCAAAAUUCAAAAUGCCCAGCAUGGGCUUCUCCAAACCAGACAUCAAAGGCCCGAAAGUAGACUUAGACCUCAGCGCGCCAAAGGUUGACGUCACUCUUCCCUCCGCUGACGUCAGUAUCUCCAAACCUGAACUGAAAACAGGAGAACAUGCGGCCGACAUCAGCGUCUCAGCUCCUGAAGUCAAGAUCCCAACAGAGCAGGCCUCCUUGGAACUCAAGGCACCAGAAUUCCAAAUCCAGGUACCGUCAGCUGAGUUAGCUGUGGAGGGCGGCGAGGCGAAGCUUGAGGGCAUGGAUGGCAAGUUCAAGAUGCCUAAAUUCCAGAUGCCAAAGUUUGGCAUUUCCCUUCCCAAAGGGAAAGCCGCUGUCGAGGGAGAAAUCACCGUACCUUCCGUAGAGGCUGAGCUCCCCACAGCCGAACUGAAAGGCAAAGUAACAGUACCGUCCGUCGAGACUGGCCUAAAGGUGUCAGGACCCCAGAUUGAGGCCCCGAGCGUGCAAGUGGAGGUCGAAGCUAAAUUACCGGAAGGGGAAGUCUCCGUCAAAGUGCCCAAAGCGGAAGGCAGCGUUGAGGGAGGCGGGAUGCAGAUACACAUGCCAAAAUUCAAAAUGCCCAGCAUGGGCUUCUCCAAACCAGACAUCAAAGGCCCGAAAGUAGACUUAGACCUCAGCGCGCCAAAGGUUGACGUCACUCUUCCCUCCGCUGACGUCAGUAUCUCCAAACCUGAACUGAAAACAGGAGAACUUGCGGCCGACAUCAGCGUCUCAGCUCCUGAAGUCAAGAUCCCAACAGAGCAGGCCUCCUUGGAACUCAAGGCACCAGAAUUCCAAAUCCAGGUACCGUCAGCUGAGUUAGCUGUGGAGGGCGGCGAGGCGAAGCUUGAGGGCAUGGAUGGCAAGUUCAAGAUGCCUAAAUUCCAGAUGCCAAAGUUUGGCAUUUCCCUUCCCAAAGGGAAAGCCGCUGUCGAGGGAGAAAUCACCGUACCUUCCGUAGAGGCUGAGCUCCCCACAGCCGAACUGAAAGGCAAAGUAACAGUACCGUCCGUCGAGACUGGCCUAAAGGUGUCAGGACCCCAGAUUGAGGCCCCGAGCGUGCAAGUGGAGGUCGGUGAGAAGGGCAAAAUCAAAAUGCCAGAUGUCAAGAUGCCGAGUGUCAAAAUGCCCAAGAUGAAGGGCCCCCAGGUGGGCGUCACCCUCUCGAAGGUCGAGGGAGACGUGUCACUUCCUAAAGUAGAAGCUAAAUUACCGGAAGGGGAAGUUUCCGUCAAAGUGCCCAAAGCGGAAGGCAGCGUUGAGGGAGGCGGGAUGCAGAUACACAUGCCAAAAUUCAAAAUGCCCAGCAUGGGCUUCUCCAAACCAGACAUCAAAGGCCCCAAAGUAGACUUAGACCUCAGCGCGCCAAAGGUUGACGUCACUCUUCCCUCCGCUGACGUCAGUAUCUCCAAACCUGAACUGAAAACAGGAGAACUUGCGGCCGACAUCAGCGUCUCAGCUCCUGAAGUCAAGAUCCCAACAGAGCAGGCCUCCUUGGAACUCAAGGCACCAGAAUUCCAAAUCCAGGUACCGUCAGCUGAGUUAGCUGUGGAGGGCGGCGAGGCGAAGCUUGAGGGCAUGGAUGGCAAGUUCAAGAUGCCUAAAUUCCAGAUGCCAAAGUUUGGCAUUUCCCUUCCCAAAGGGAAAGCCGCUGUCGAGGGAGAAAUCACCGUACCUUCCGUAGAGGCUGAGCUCCCCACAGCCGAACUGAAAGGCAAAGUAACAGUACCGUCCGUCGAGACUGGCCUAAAGGUGUCAGGACCCCAGAUUGAGGCCCCGAGCGUGCAAGUGGAGGUCGGUGAGAAGGGCAAAAUCAAAAUGCCAGAUGUCAAGAUGCCGAGUGUCAAAAUGCCCAAGAUGAAGGGCCCCCAGGUGGGCGUCACCCUCUCGAAGGUCGAGGGAGACGUGUCACUUCCUAAAGUAGAAGCUAAAUUACCGGAAGGGGAAGUUUCCGUCAAAGUGCCCAAAGCGGAAGGCAGCGUUGAGGGAGGCGGGAUGCAGAUACACAUGCCAAAAUUCAAAAUGCCCAGCAUGGGCUUCUCCAAACCAGACAUCAAAGGCCCGAAAGUAGACUUAGACCUCAGCGCGCCAAAGGUUGACGUCACUCUUCCCUCCGCUGACGUCAGUAUCUCCAAACCUGAACUGAAAACAGGAGAACAUGCGGCCGACAUCAGCGUCUCAGCUCCUGAAGUCAAGAUCCCAACAGAGCAGGCCUCCUUGGAACUCAAGGCACCAGAAUUCCAAAUCCAGGUACCGUCAGCUGAGUUAGCUGUGGAGGGCGGCGAGGCGAAGCUUGAGGGCAUGGAUGGCAAGUUCAAGAUGCCUAAAUUCCAGAUGCCAAAGUUUGGCAUUUCCCUUCCCAAAGGGAAAGCCGCUGUCGAGGGAGAAAUCACCGUACCUUCCGUAGAGGCUGAGCUCCCCACAGCCGAACUGAAAGGCAAAGUAACAGUACCGUCCGUCGAGACUGGCCUAAAGGUGUCAGGACCCCAGAUUGAGGCCCCGAGCGUGCAAGUGGAGGUCGGUGAGAAGGGCAAAAUCAAAAUGCCAGAUGUCAAGAUGCCGAGUGUCAAAAUGCCCAAGAUGAAGGGCCCCCAGGUGGGCGUCACCCUCUCGAAGGUCGAGGGAGACGUGUCACUUCCUAAAGUAGAAGCUAAAUUACCGGAAGGGGAAGUCUCCGUCAAAGUGCCCAAAGCAGAAGGCAGCGUUGAGGGAGGCGGGAUGCAGAUACACAUGCCAAAAUUCAAAAUGCCCAGCAUGGGCUUCUCCAAACCAGACAUCAAAGGCCCGAAAGUAGACUUAGACCUCAGCGCGCCAAAGGUUGACGUCACUCUUCCCUCCGCUGACGUCAGUAUCUCCAAACCUGAACUGAAAACAGGAGAACUUGCGGCCGACAUCAGCGUCUCAGCUCCUGAAGUCAAGAUCCCAACAGAGCAGGCCUCCUUGGAACUCAAGGCACCAGAAUUCCAAAUCCAGGUACCGUCAGCUGAGUUAGCUGUGGAGGGCGGCGAGGCGAAGCUUGAGGGCAUGGAUGGCAAGUUCAAGAUGCCUAAAUUCCAGAUGCCAAAGUUUGGCAUUUCCCUUCCCAAAGGGAAAGCCGCUGUCGAGGGAGAAAUCACCGUACCUUCCGUAGAGGCUGAGCUCCCCACAGCCGAACUGAAAGGCAAAGUAACAGUACCGUCCGUCGAGACUGGCCUAAAGGUGUCAGGACCCCAGAUUGAGGCCCCGAGCGUGCAAGUGGAGGUCGGUGAGAAGGGCAAAAUCAAAAUGCCAGAUGUCAAGAUGCCGAGUGUCAAAAUGCCCAAGAUGAAGGGCCCCCAGGUGGGCGUCACCCUCUCGAAGGUCGAGGGAGACGUGUCACUUCCUAAAGUAGAAGCUAAAUUACCGGAAGGCGAUGUCUCUGUCAAAGUGCCCAAAGCGGAAGGCAGCGUUGAGGGAGGCGGGAUGCAGAUACACAUGCCAAAAUUCAAAAUGCCCAGCAUGGGCUUCUCCAAACCAGAUAUCAAAGGCCCGAAAGUAGACUUAGACCUCAGCGCGCCAAAGGUUGACGUCACUCUUCCCUCCGCUGACGUCAGUAUCUCCAAACCUGAACUGAAAACAGGAGAACUUGCGGCCGACAUCAGCGUCUCAGCUCCUGAAGUCAAGAUCCCAACAGAGCAGGCCUCCUUGGAACUCAAGGCACCAGAAUUCCAAAUCCAGGUACCGUCAGCUGAGUUAGCUGUGGAGGGCGGCGAGGCGAAGCUUGAGGGCAUGGAUGGCAAGUUCAAGAUGCCUAAAUUCCAGAUGCCAAAGUUUGGCAUUUCCCUUCCCAAAGGGAAAGCCGCUGUCGAGGGAGAAAUCACCGUACCUUCCGUAGAGGCUGAGCUCCCCACAGCCGAACUGAAAGGCAAAGUAACAGUACCGUCCGUCGAGACUGGCCUAAAGGUGUCAGGACCCCAGAUUGAGGCCCCGAGCGUGCAAGUGGAGGUCGGUGAGAAGGGCAAAAUCAAAAUGCCAGAUGUCAAGAUGCCGAGUGUCAAAAUGCCCAAGAUGAAGGGCCCCCAGGUGGGCGUCACCCUCUCGAAGGUCGAGGGAGACGUGUCACUUCCUAAAGUAGAAGCUAAAUUACCGGAAGGCGAUGUCUCUGUCAAAGUGCCCAAAGCGGAAGGCAGCGUUGAGGGAGGCGGGAUGCAGAUACACAUGCCAAAAUUCAAAAUGCCCAGCAUGGGCUUCUCCAAACCAGAUAUCAAAGGCCCGAAAGUAGACUUAGACCUCAGCGCGCCAAAGGUUGACGUCACUCUUCCCUCCGCUGACGUCAGUAUCUCCAAACCUGAACUGAAAACAGGAGAACUUGCGGCCGACAUCAGCGUCUCAGCUCCUGAACUUGAGGGCAUGGAUGGCAAGUUCAAGAUGCCUAAAUUCCAGAUGCCAAAGUUUGGCAUUUCCCUUCCCAAAGGGAAAGCCGCUGUCGAGGGAGAAAUCACCGUACCUUCCGUAGAGGCUGAGCUCCCCACAGCCGAACUGAAAGGCAAAGUAACAGUACCGUCCGUCGAGACUGGCCUAAAGGUGUCAGGACCCCAGAUUGAGGCCCCGAGCGUGCAAGUGGAGGUCGGUGAGAAGGGCAAAAUCAAAAUGCCAGAUGUCAAGAUGCCGAGUGUCAAAGUACCCAAAAUUAAGGGCCCCCAGGUAGAUGUCACCCUGCCAAAACUCGAGGGAGAAGUGUCUCUUCCUAAAGUAGAAGCUAAGCUACCAAAAGGAGAAGUCUCCAUCAAGGUGCCCGAAGCGGAAGUCAGUGUUGAGGGAAGCGGGAUGAAGAUACACAUGCCAAAAUUCAAAAUGCCCAGCAUGGGCUUCUCCAAAACACACAUCAAAGGCCCGAAAGUAGACUUAGACCUCAGUGCGCCAAAGGUUGACGUCACUCUUCCCCCCGCUGACGUCAGUAUCUCCAAACCUGAACUGAAAACAGGAGAACUUGUGGCUGAAAUCAGCGUCUCAGCCCCUGAAGUCAAGAUCCCAACAGCGCAGGCCUCCUUGGAACUCAAGUCACCAGACUUCCAAAUCCAGGCACCAUCAGCGGAGGUAGCUGUGGAGGGCGGCGAGGCAAAUCUUGCAGGCGUGGACAGCAAGUUCAAAAUGCCUAAAUUCCAGAUUCCAAAGUUUGGCAUUUCCCUUCCCAAAGGGAAAGCCGCUGUCGAGGGCGAAAUUACCGGACCUUCCAUAGAGGCUGAGCUCUCCACAGCAGAACUGAAAGGCAAAGUAACAGUACCGUCCGUCGAGGCUGGCAUAAAGUUGGCAGGACCCCAGAUUGAGGCCCCGAGCAUGCAAGUAGAGGUCGAUGUUUUGGUUCCCGAGACAGAAGUGAACAUCCAGGCUCCAGAUUUAGAUAUCAAAGGUUUAAAAAUGGAAGCCAGUGAGAAAGACACAACUGAAAAAGAAAUGGAAGCAUCAACAUUUGAAGCUGAAUAUGCUGUAGCUGGUGGAGAAACAUUUGUGGAUGAAAAAAUAAAAAUCCCUCCAAUUCCUAAAGCGGUCAAGACUCCUGCACUGGACAUAAAGUUCCCAUCAGCUGGGCUUUCUAUGCCACCAUCAGAAAAAGACUUUCAGAAUUUAGCAGACAUAUCGAAGGAAGACAAACCAGAAGGAGAUUUGAGGACUGGGAUUUUAGAUACAGAAGAGAAAGAAGGACACUUCAAAAUGCCAAAAUUCAAAUUGCCGUCAUUUAGUUGGUCCCCUAAAAAAGAAGCAAGCCUUAAAACAGACGUAAAAGAUCCUUUGGAAGAACCUAAAAUCGCACUGCCAGAGGAUACAGAUGCAGAACUGACAGUAGUUAUAUCAGAAGAUCAAGGGGUCCAGAUGGACCUUGAUGCUGAGAUGUCUUCAAAGAAAGGCCAGGCGAAAAGGCCUCAUUUUGCCAUGCCCAAAAUCUCUCGCCCUAAGCCAAAAUUACCUAAAUCACAGGCCAGCCUAUCAAAAGUAGAGGCAGAUAUAACUGAGGAAAGAGAAGGAGUGCUGGUACAAAUACCUGAUAUUGAAAGCAGUUUUACCACCCGUGAUGAAGAAGCAACAGAAAUAAGUAUUAAAAUGCCAAAAGGAAUAUCAAAACCAGAAACCAAAAUCGAUAUAGGCGCUAAAGUACCUGCAGCUGUUGUUAAAGUUCCUAUGACUGAUCAUUCAUUUGAGCUCAAGAGUUCGGAAAGAGGAUUUGAAGGAACAUCCAGUGAAAUCGAUAUGGAUACUGCAGGUCAGAAAAGUGACAACUUUGAAAUUAGACUUCCAAAACUCCAGAUGCCAAAGUUUGGAAUCUCCGUUUCUGAAGGGGAAGUGCCUAAGAGUGAGAUUGUCAUGCCGGUUAUGAAAAGUGAAGCAUCCAAACGACAAGUGACAACAGAGAGACUUGACGGAGAAGCACCAGUCCUGGAAGUUCAAGCGGAUACUGCUGAUGUCGAAAUGAAGGGUUCCUCUGUGAAAAUCGAAGGGCCGCCCAUGCCCACAGCUGAAACCAAAGCCCCUGACAUGUAUACGUCUAGCCUUAAGGAGAAGGAUAUCGAUGCAAAAGGAGAACAUGAAAUUCAGACGGAGGAGUCUCAGGGCUGGUUUAAAAUGCCCAAGUUCAGAAUGCCUUCGUUUGGCCGGUCGUCUUUAAAGGAUAAAAAAAGUGAUGCUAAGGAUGAGAGUAACCUCGGGAAGGCUGACAUGCAAGUUGAAAUAAAGACCCUUGAAACUGCAGCACAGUCUCUCCAUGCGGACACUGAGUCCUGUUCUGGAAAGGACAGUUUAGAAGGCAAAGUCACAUUUCCUCCAGUGGCCAUUCCAGAGGAUCAAGGCAGUCUUCUGCAACCUUCGGGGAAAAUAGAUAUUAAAUUAAGUGUGGAGGGGACUAAAACAUAUGCUGAUGUAGUUAAACAUAGUGCUGACGAACAACUGCAGAAGCCUCCAUUCUCCGGCCCUAGAGAUGGGCUGAGUAGUUCAGAAGUGGGGUAUUCUGUCGAAACAAAGAGGUUAGACAUGGGAACUGAUGCAGCAGCAUCCACUGAAAUUAGUGUGGAUGGAACAGAAAGGAGAAUUGGCAUAGCUGGUCCAAAAGUAGAGGUCGUUGUGCAAAGCCGAGAUGCAGCAGCAAAAACUGAGAAGACGUCGAGUGAAACGAAAUCACCAAAAAAGGACAUUCAAGGACAAGAAAGUGUGUUCAAAAUGCCAAAGUUCAGCGUGCCUUCAUUUGGAUGGUCUACCCCAAAGAGCGCUGGCAAGGUUGCUGAAGAUAUACCUAACCUGGAAGAGCCCGAGGCAGCCCUGCCGGAAAUUAAAAUGGAAGUUUCGAUGACUGAUGAAGACUUUGAAAUAAUAGAGUUGCCUGUUGAAGGUUUUGAAAAGGAAGCGCCCACAGAAGUCGAGGUGAAAGCAGAAGAAAGAGACAGGUCAAGUAAAGCAAAAGCAUCUAAAUUCAAGAUGCCAAAGUUUGGCAGUCUGCGUUCCAAAUCACGGGACGCAGAAGUUCAUGCUGAUUCACCAAAAGCACAAGCUGAGGGAUCACUAGCUAAAACUGAAGGAGGCACAUUAGAAGUCCAGAGUCAAAAGGGAGAAGGGUCUGUUGACCUAAAAUGUACAAAACUAGAUACAGUGGACAAGGUAUCUGAAGAUUCAGAGCUAAAUUUCCAUAUUCCAAAAUUUAAAAUGCCCAAGUUCAUACACAGCACACCCACAGCUGAAGGACAAGUUUUGUGUUCAGAAGGAACAACAGAUGAGAAAUGUGCUGAUAUUGAUGGUGCAUCUCUACUGGAACUCAGGACUAAAGUCCUCGAAGAGAAAGCAGACCAGACAGGUUAUGAUAUCCAGAAAUCCACAGCCAGGAUUACAACAUUAACUGAACCUGCUAUUCAGAGAACAAAGGUAGAAAGCAAAGUGCCAUCUAAAGAGUCUGUGUUUUCAGAGACCUCAGUAUGCAUACAGAGACCGAUGGAACUUAGCACUGGUUUUCCUAAAGAGCAGAUCGAUACCAUGGGUACUAUUAUCCAUAAGUCGGUGGCUAAAAUUACAACACUGACCGAACCAGACAUUCAGACAACACACCUUGAGAUUAAACUCCCAUCUGCAGAUCCCUUUACUCCAGAUGCAUCAGUGCACAUUCAAGGGCUUCGUGGCGAGAGUAAAGAAACAAAGAUAGAAGGGACGUCGGUGCUUGGUUAUGAUCGUGAAAGUCAGGAAACGUUCUCCACUCAGAUAGUGAGAGAAUCUGAGAUUCCACCAUCAGAAAUCAAAACUGCAACCUAUGGGUUUUCUCUGCUGAAACUGAAGAUGCAGGAACCACACUUGAGCGUAGGUGUACCAGUCAAAUAUUCUUCUACGGAAGAUAUGAGUGAAACCUUUGAGAGCGAAGAUUUCCAGCCAAAGCUUUCAGUUGAAAGUUCAGGAAUAACAACACAGAAGACUGUCUCUGUUGGAUUUAAAGUAUCUGACAAGGGCCAAGGUACAUCUGGUGAUUUCAGUGAAGGAGCAUCUUCCACCGCAAGGUUGACAAAACUGAAACCAUUUACUGUUGAAGUUCAAUCUUCUAGUGAAUUUGCAGACAGUUAUUUUGAUAAGCAACCAAAAGAGAUAUAUGUUUCUGCUGUCUCCAAAGAUGAUGAAGAAACGAAAACUUCCGAAACUGGAGAAGAGCCCACAGAACAAAAAGAAAGUUCAGAUAGCAGCAGUUCUUCGGGCAGGUUUAAAUUAUGGUUUCCAUCUAUCGGGUUUUCUUCCUCCGUUGAUGACACAACCACAGAUUCCAAAGCUGAAAGCCAAACAACGUUUCCAGAAGAAACGCAACCCAAAGACCCAUCUACAACAGACAGUGACUCUGCUAAGCAAACUGGGUGGUUCAGAUUUCCCAAGUUAGGUUUUUCAUCUCCAACAAAAAAAGUCAAGGAAGUUGACAAAGAAGAAGAGUCGGAUCCAAAAAAGAGGAAACCUCAGGGUGAAGAAAGUCCAACAGAAAAAACUGAAAUGUUUUUUGAUGCCCAAGAAACUUUACCACCAAAAGAGAUAGUUGCAGAGGCAGAAGAAAUCUCAGCCAUUGUUUCAUCUUCAGCAAGAACCGAAUUGAUACUACUAGAGAAAGAGAAAGCCGCAUCUCAAAGUAUUCCUGAAGAGCCAUCGAAAUGAGUGGGCUUCUCCUCAGCAUUCAGUC
This is a messenger RNA of Euleptes europaea (tarantolino), 18763 nucleotides long. RefSeq names its product neuroblast differentiation-associated protein AHNAK-like. The record is from RefSeq and is a predicted model, not a curated record. Gene Ontology annotation, molecular function: protein binding. The coding region runs from base 193 to 18738 and encodes 6181 amino acids. Gene Ontology annotation, cellular component: costamere; cytoplasm; nucleus. Gene Ontology annotation, biological process: regulation of RNA splicing. The transcript has 13 exons. NCBI's taxonomy places the organism in Eukaryota, Metazoa, Chordata, Lepidosauria, Squamata, Sphaerodactylidae.